CACCUGCUAACCCCCAAGAAGUAUACUUUUAAGACGGUUUGUGGUACUUGUUAUAAGAGAUGUAUAAUAUGAAUUUUUUUCUUCCUUUUUUAAGCUUACAGCUGAGCAUGAGUCUUCUUAUGAUUAGUGAGAAUGUAAAAUUGGCUCGUGAGUAUGCAUUGCUGGGAAACUAUGACUCUGCCAUGGUGUACUAUCAGGGAGUUCUUGACCAGAUGAAUAAGUAUCUAUACUCUGUCAAAGAUACAUACCUCCAGCAGAAAUGGCAACAGGUUUGGCAGGAAAUAAAUGUGGAAGCCAAACAUGUUAAGGAUAUCAUGAAAACACUAGAAAGCUUUAAACUAGACAGCACUCCCCUGAAAGCUGCCCAGCAUGAACUGCCAACCUCGGAGGGAGAAGUGUGGUCCUUGCCUGUGCCUGUUGAGCGAAGACCCUCACCAGGACCUAGGAAACGCCAGUCUCCUCAGUAUAAUGACCCUAAACCACACAGUAACCGUCUGAGUACUGCUGUCAGAGUUCACCGUCCAUCUGCACAGAAUCUUCACAAUGACAAAGGGAAAGCUGUUCGAUGUCGUGAAAAGAAAGAACAGAAUAAAGGAAGGGAAGAAAAGAACAAAUCGCCUGCUGCAGUUACAGAACCAGAGGCAAAUAAGUUUGAUAGUACUGGAUAUGAUAAGGACUUAGUAGAAGCUUUGGAAAGAGAUAUAAUUUCUCAAAAUCCCAAUGUUCGAUGGGAUGAUAUUGCUGAUUUGGUAGAAGCGAAAAAAUUGCUUAAGGAAGCCGUGGUGUUACCAAUGUGGAUGCCAGAAUUCUUUAAGGGCAUUAGGAGACCAUGGAAAGGAGUAUUGAUGGUGGGCCCACCUGGCACAGGGAAGACCCUCCUUGCUAAAGCUGUAGCUACAGAAUGCAAGACGACAUUCUUUAAUGUCUCUUCAUCAACUCUGACUUCCAAGUACAGAGGAGAGUCCGAGAAGCUUGUUCGUCUUUUGUUUGAAAUGGCUCGAUUUUAUUCUCCAGCCACCAUAUUUAUUGAUGAAAUAGAUUCCAUUUGUAGUCGCAGAGGAACUUCUGAAGAGCAUGAAGCAAGCAGAAGGGUGAAAGCAGAACUGUUGGUUCAAAUGGAUGGUGUUGGAGGUGCUUCUGAAAAUGACGAUCCUUCUAAAAUGGUUAUGGUUCUAGCAGCUACUAAUUUUCCCUGGGAUAUAGAUGAGGCUUUAAGACGGCGUCUUGAAAAACGAAUCUAUAUUCCCUUACCAUCAGCAAAAGGCAGGGAGGAGCUAUUACGAAUAAGUCUGCGUGAGCUGGAGCUGGCUGACGACGUUGACCUUGCACGGAUAGCAGAGAAUAUGGAAGGCUAUUCAGGUGCAGACAUUACCAACGUGUGCAGGGAUGCAUCCUUGAUGGCAAUGAGAAGGCGUAUUGAAGGUUUGACCCCAGAAGAAAUACGAAAUCUUUCAAGAGAAGAAAUGCACAUGCCUACAACUAUGGAAGAUUUUGAAAUGGCUUUAAAAAAGGUUUCUAAGUCAGUAUCUGCUGCAGAUAUUGAAAGAUAUGAGAAAUGGAUAUUUGAGUUUGGAUCAUGCUAAAUUCUCACAUGUAAACUGUGAGAAAUCUGUCUUACAAGUUUGAAUAAUUAAAUGUAGUAUUUCAUUGCACUGAGUGCUAUAUUUUUUUAAACUUUCAUAAUAAGAUUUAAAAAACCUUUAUGAUUUUGAAUAAAGGUAACUUUUAAGCUGCAAAUUUGUUUAUUAUU
Tupaia belangeri chinensis (Chinese tree shrew) is the source of this 1750-nucleotide messenger RNA. It is a transcript of the gene KATNA1, whose product is annotated as katanin catalytic subunit A1. The record is from RefSeq and is a predicted model, not a curated record. Gene Ontology annotation, molecular function: microtubule severing ATPase activity; ATP binding; ATP hydrolysis activity. Gene Ontology annotation, cellular component: microtubule cytoskeleton. NCBI's taxonomy places the organism in Eukaryota, Metazoa, Chordata, Mammalia, Scandentia, Tupaiidae. Gene Ontology annotation, biological process: microtubule severing. The coding region runs from base 60 to 1583 and encodes 507 amino acids. The transcript has 10 exons.